AUGGUCGGCAUCAACACAAACAGCGUUAACAACAUGGACGGCGUCAACACAAACAGCAACCACAACAUAGUCGGCGUCUACACAAACAGCGCUAACAACAUGGUCGGCGUCAACACAAACAGCGCUAACAACAUGGUCGGCGUCAACACAAACAGCGUUAACAACAUGGUCGGCGUCAACACAAACAGCGUUAACAACAUGGUCGGCGUCAACACACACAGCACCAAUAAAACUGACAGCGUCAACACAAACAGCGCUAACAACAUAGUCGGCGUCAACACAAACAGCGCUAACAACAUGGUCGGCAUCAACACAAACAGCGUUAACAACAUGGUCGGCGUCAACACAAACAGCGCUAACAACAUGGUCGGCAUCAACACAAACAGCGCUAACAACAUGGUCGGCAUCAACACAAACAGCGUUAACAACAUGGUCGGCGUCAACACAAACAGCGCUAACAACAUGGUCGGCAUCAACACAAACAGCGUUAACAACAUGGACGGCGUCAACACAAACAGCGUUAACAACAUGGUCGGCGUCAACACAAACAGCACCAAUAACAUGGUCAGCGUCAACACAAACAGCGUUAACAACAUAGUCGGCGUCAACACAAACAGCGUUAACAACAUGGUCGGCGUCAACACAAACAGCGUUAACAACAUGGUCGGCGUCAACACAAACAGUGUUAACAACAUGGUCGGCGUGAACACAAACAGCGCUAACAACAUAGUCGGCGUGAACACAAACAGCGCUAACAACAUGGUCGGCAUCAACACAAACAGCGCUAACAACAUGGUCGGCGUCAACACAAACAGCGCUAACAACAUCGUCGGCGUCAACACAAACAUUGUUAACAACAUGGUCGGCGCCAACACAAACAGCGUUAACAACAUGGUCAGCGUCAACACAAACAGCGCUAACAACAUGGUCGGCGUCAACACAAACAGCACCAAUAAAUUUGACAGUGUCAACACAAACGGCAUGAACAUCAUGGAUGGCGUCAACACAAACAGCGCUAACAACAUCGUCGGGGUCAACACAAACAGUGUUAACAACAUGGUCGGCGCCAACACAAACAGCGUUAACAACAUGGUCAGCGUCAACACAAACAGCGCUAACAACAUGGUCGGCGUCAACACAAACAGCACCAAUAAAUUUGACAGUGUCAACACAAACGGCAUGAACAUCAUGGAUGGCGUCAACACAAAGAACACCAACAACACUGACAGCGUCAACACAAACAGCACCAACAUCAUGGACAGCACAAAACACACCAAAACACUGCCAGCAUCAACAAUAACAACAAUACCCAGCCAUCAACAGCAACGACACCAACAACGUCAACACGAACAUUAUGUGACCAAAACAACCAACAAUACCAAACAAUCACAAAUAACAUCUUUAUCAAUACCAACACUGACAACAAUAACAGCACACCAAACAACAGCACAAGAGUGA
Molecule: messenger RNA, 1458 nt
Organism: Haliotis rubra (blacklip abalone)
Lineage: Eukaryota; Metazoa; Mollusca; Gastropoda; Lepetellida; Haliotidae
Exons: 1
Coding region: 1-1458 (485 amino acids)
Source: RefSeq, a predicted model, not a curated record